UGUCUGCAUAUGCAAAUCGAACGUCAUGAUUAGAGCAGGAGCAUGAUAAGCACGCUGUCCGGCAGUUUGAAGCUCAAGUGAUUCUCUCCGUCUCCCAAUCCUCGACAAGACAACCAUACAAACCAUCAUUAUGGCACUUACAAUGGACAAGAUUCUCCUCCAUGGCUACUGCUGGGGCAAUGCCUUCUGGUACGCCUCUAGAGGCCUCUGUCGCGUUUAUGACCCAUUGAUGGUCAUCGGCUGGUUCCGUCCUCCUGUAGAAACACACCUCAAAGCAAGCGAUCUCGAGUUGUACAACGUUCGCACAGACGGCUGGUGCCUCAUUUCCCUCGCCGCAUCGCUGCUGGUUCUCUCUCGCGCCUACUCCCGCGGUGGUAUCAACAGAAGCUACUCGAAAGCCUUCAUCGCCGUCUCCAUCUUCCACCACAUCACCACCAUGAUGGGAGCAUACCAACAUUACAAGCUGGACAGUCACUACACAAAGGCCAUGUGGAUUGGUGUGUGGGUGAAUGCCUUCCUCACAGCCGUCGGCGGAAUCGUCUUGGGAGGGCUGGGCAGUGACUCUGUUUCCAGACAAAAGAUCGCAUAGAUUGCCUCGUGCAAAUUCGUGACCGAGUUGAAAAGGGGACUGCGAGCCAAUACUUGAAUCGUUUAGCGAAUUGAUGCUGAUAUGAUAAUGAGGGAUGUAGAGAGGUGGACGUCUUCUUCGACGGCACGCAAGGGCUUGUGGAUAGAGAAAUCGGCCUGAGAAGAUCAGGUGGCGUGUAAUGAGUCGCGCACUCGGCGGGCAUUUUUCAGGAUAGAGUUCAUUGUCUAUCCUUAUAUCAAGCCAUCCGAAAUGCUGUCAAGAUCAGAGUGUCCCACGUUUGUGAUCAAGCGCCCUUGGUCGCAGCGAGCAGAAAGAGACGAGCAAGGCUUGGCAGACAAAUCCAGUCCCC
Molecule: messenger RNA, 938 nt
Organism: Aureobasidium pullulans EXF-150
Lineage: Eukaryota; Fungi; Ascomycota; Dothideomycetes; Dothideales; Saccotheciaceae
Exons: 4
Coding region: 131-589 (152 amino acids)
Source: RefSeq, a predicted model, not a curated record